AAUAUAUACAUACACAUAACAAUGAGUCUUAAAAGAAAGUUAAUGGAACAUGAGGCAUCCACUUCAAAUGGUGUCGACAUCAAGAAACAGAGACCUGCCACAUCAACUCCAACAACUACUACGACGACUACUACUACUUCGACUAUGAAGCCAUCAAGUGUACAGAUUCCACAAGCAAAAGAGGACGAUUCAAUAUUCUUGAAGAAGCGUGUAUUGGUCAUGUCUACAAGAGGCAUCAGUCCAAAGAAUAGACAUUUGAUGCAGGAUGUACUCGACUUGAUCCCACACUCCAAGAAGGAGUCCAAGCUAGACGAUCGCAAGUCACUCGCCGUCAUCAACGAGUCGUGCGAGAUGAAGUCCUGCAACUACGCCAUCCUCUUUGACACCAGGAAGCACACCGACCUCUUCCUCUGGAUGGCCAAGACACCCCUUGGUCCAACAAUCAAGUUUGGAGUAUCCAAUGUUCAUACAUUGGACGAGCUUCAGAUGACAGGCAACUGUUUGAAGGGAUCAAGACCAUUCUUGCACUUUGACGCGACGUUUGAUGCUCAGCCACACUUGUUGUUGGCAAAGGAGUUGUUGACACAGAUAUUCAGCACGCCAAAGGGCCAUGUAAAGAGCAAGCCAUUCUUUGAUCACGUGUUUUCAUUCUUCUACCAGGACGGCCGCAUCUGGUUGCGCAACUACCAGAUCAGCGACCACGAGUUCAAGAAGCAGGAGCGUCUGCUCACCGAGAUCGGACCACGUCUGAUCCUGUCCAUCUCCAAGAUCUUCUCGGGCGGCUUUGGCGGCCAGGUGCUCUACAACAACGCAGACUUUGUCACGCCCAAUGAGAAUCGCAUGAAUCAAAAGACACUCAAGGCCAACAAGUACAUCAAGCGCAUGCAGUCCAAGAAGGUCACCGAGGAGCACAAGAGAAGUGCAUUCCUCGAGCCAAGCGAAGUGGAGAGACUGUUCGACUCGGAUUACGUUGGCCAAAUGCCAUCAGACGAUGAA
Messenger RNA from Acytostelium subglobosum LB1, 996 nucleotides. RefSeq lists its product as hypothetical. Gene Ontology annotation, biological process: ribosomal large subunit assembly; rRNA processing. The record is from RefSeq and is a predicted model, not a curated record. The annotation marks the transcript as partial. The transcript has 2 exons. Gene Ontology annotation, cellular component: nucleolus. Lineage: Eukaryota; Evosea; Eumycetozoa; Acytosteliales; Acytosteliaceae. Gene Ontology annotation, molecular function: rRNA binding.